AGAUGGCCCCGGCCUGGCUGUCCGCGGCGCUGCCCGCUGCCAUUUGCCUGCUCCGCUUCCACGGCCCCGGGGCAUCCGGGCCCCGUCUGGGGCUGGAGGAGGAGAAGGAGAAGGAGAAGGAGAAGGAGAAGGAGAAGGAGAAGGAGAAGGAGAAGGAGAAGGAGAAGGAGAAGGAGAAGGAGAAGGAGAAGGAGAAGGAGAAGGAGAAGGAGAAGGAGAAGGAGAAGGAGAAGGAGGAGGAGAAGGAGAAGGAGAAGGAAGGCGGGGACGUGGUGGACCUCAGCGAGGCCGAGCCCGCCCUGCCCCGCUCCAUGUGGGCCUUCCUGGAGAGCGGCGAGCUGUCGGCUGCCCGCAGUUUUUGAUGUAUAUGAAGGCAUUGCUAAGGAGGACAUAACAGGCAGCAUUAAAUCCGAGGUGUCAGGAGACCUGGAAGAUGCUUUGCUGGCUGUGGGUGAGUGCUCUGCUUUUAAACCUUGUCUACAAAGUAAUGAAAUGAUGAGAGGUGCUGUGAGUUCCCUUGAUUGGCUGUUGCAUAGUUUCAGACAUGGUUUGUCUUUGGUUAUGGGCACAAAGCCAGGCUGGGUGGGACCUGGAGCACCCUGGUGUAGAGGGAGGUGACCCUGGCAAUUGCAGGGCGGUUGGAACAAGAUGAUCUUAGGGGUCCCUUCCAACCCAAACCAUUCUAUGAUUCUAUGCUUUACAGACCCAAUUGGGUGAGAAGGUGUUGUGCUUUAUAGUACAGCAUGCUUGAUCAAAGGAUGCUUGGGCAGCAGAGGUUUGCUGUCAGGAGGCAUGGAAGCCUUCCCGCAAAUACUGCUGUGCACCAGGCACAGAGACAUCAGCUCCCAGCGUGUCACUGACUGUGGAUGCCUGCACUGCACCUGCUGUUUGCUAGCCUGGAGUUGCAUCUUGACAGAAGAAACAGCUGCACCAUGAAAGUGCUGCACAGCGAUGUGGAAAACCUCCUGCUUUUCUGACCUUAAUUCUCUUGUUCUUGU
Messenger RNA from Gallus gallus (chicken), 998 nucleotides. It is a transcript of the gene FAHD2L, whose product is annotated as mental retardation GTPase activating protein homolog 4-like. The record is from RefSeq and is a predicted model, not a curated record. Bases 3 to 362 code for a protein of 119 amino acids. Lineage: Eukaryota; Metazoa; Chordata; Aves; Galliformes; Phasianidae. The transcript is spliced from 2 exons.